UUCAUGAAAAAGGUUGAACCGGAGGGUACGUGUCAAUUGCCGGCAGCUAACAAAGCUUUGUUCUUGGAAAAAGUUCGACAAUCGAACGCGGCAUGUCAAAAUGGAGAUUUUGCUACCUCCGUGGCCCUCUACACGGAUGCCCUUUCACUCGAUCCUACGAAUCACAUAUUGUAUUCGAACAGAUCGGCGGCACUCGUCAAAAUGGGAAGGUUCGAACAAGCUCUACAGGAUGCUAUACGAGCCAAAGAACUUAACAGUCAGUGGCCAAAGGCAUACUACAGGCAAGGUGUCGCUUUGCAGUGUCUCGGGAGACACGGUGAAGCUUUAGCCGCUUUUAGCAGCGGUUUAGCACAAGAUUCAUCAAAUACUCAAUUACUCGCCGGUUUAAUCGAAGCAGCCAUGAAAUCUCCAAUGAAAUCUACGCUGGAACCGAUUUUCGAUCAAUUGGAAGCCAUGAAACUGGAUAAAUCUCCUUUUGUUAUAAUAUCGGUCAUCGGUCAAGAGCUUUUAGGUGCCGCACAAUACGCAUCGGCCGUCAUCGUUUUAGAAGCUGCAUUGAGGAUAGGAACGUGUUCGUUAAAAUUACGUGGAAGCGUUUUCAGCGCAUUAAGAUCUGCCUAUUUUAGUAAAGGAAGUUUCAAAGAAGCUUUAACAAGUCAUCGUUACCAAUUAGUCUUGGCUAUGAAGUGUAAAGAUACUCAAGCGGCAGCAUCUGCUCUCACCAGUUUAGGGCACGUGUAUACGGCGAUCGGUGAUUAUCCAAAUGCUCUGGCAUCGCAUAAACAAUGUGUUCAACUAGUUAAACAAAUGGGAGAUAGAUUACAAGAAGCGAGAGAAAUCGGUAACGUCGGUGCCGUUUAUUUAGCUAUGGGAGAAUUCGAGAGUGCUGUGGAUUGUCACACUCAGCAUUUAAGACUGGCUAGAAGACUGGGUAAUCAGGUUGAAGAAGCUCGAGCUUACAGUAAUUUAGGAUCUUCACAUCACUAUAGAAGAAAUUUUCAACAGGCUAUAACGUUUCAUGAAAAUGUACUAAGGAUAGCUCAGGAAUUGGGAGACAAAGCGAUCGAAGCCAGAGCUUAUGCGGGUUUGGGACACGCUGCCAGAUGUGCCGGAGACUACAAUCAGGCCAAAAAAUGGCACGAGAAACAACUGGAUAUGGCUUUGGCGACUCGAGACAAAGUCGGAGAGGGUCGAGCUUGUUCGAAUCUUGGAAUAGUUUAUCAAUUAUUAGGUGAACACAAUGCGGCUUUGAAACUACAUCAAGCGCACUUGAAUAUCGCCAGAGCUUUUCAAGACAGAGCCGGAAUGGGAAGAGCUUUCGGAAACAUGGGCAACGCUCACAGCGCGAUGGGGUUUUACGAGCAAGCAAUCAAAUAUCAUAAACAAGAGUUGACGAUAUCUAAGGAAGUUAACGACAGAAGUUCAGAAGCUUCGACGCAUGGAAACUUAGCGGUGGCAUAUCAAGCUUUAGGAGCACAUGAUAUGGCUUUGGUUCAUUAUAGGGCUCAUUUAAACAUAGCCAGAGAACUGAAAGACACGGCCGGUGAAGCUUGCGCUCUUUUAAACUUGGCAAAUUGUUUAAGCAGUCGUCAGGAAUUUAGUCAAGCGGUGCCUUAUUACGAAAACUACCUGAUGUUGAGUCAGGAACUCCACGAUAUAGAAGGGGAAGCAAAGGCUUGCCAUUUUUUGGGAUACGCUCACUACUGUUUGGGAAACUUUAGAGAAGCCGUACGUUACUACGAUCAAGAUUUGGCACUGGCUAAAGACCUUCAAGAUAAAAUGAAUAUGGGUAGAGGUUAUUGUAAUUUAGGAUUAGCUCAUUUGGCUUUAGGCAAUUUAGAGACCGCUUUGGAAUGUCAAAAAUAUUUUUUGGCCAUAGCACAUAUGACGAAGCACUUACCGGGGAAAUUUAGAGGAUUGGGAAACAUAGGAGACGUUUUAAUUAAAAUGGGAGAUAUUGAAGAAGCCAUUAAAAUGUUUCAAAGGCAGCUUGCGAUAGCGAGACACGGAAGGGAUCGCUCACUGGAAGCAGCUGCCUAUGGUGCUUUAGGUUUAGCCCACCGAAUGCUAAGAUGUUACGAUAAAGCUCUCGGCUAUCAUACUCAGGAAUUGUCCUUAAGACAAGAAAUGGGAGAACUCAAAGGAGAAUGCAGAGCCCAUGGUAACUUGGGGGCAGUUCACAUGGCCCUCGCAAACUACACCCAUGCCAUUAAAUGUUAUCAAGAACAAUUAGAACGUGCUAAUGAAUUGAAAGAUUCCGGGGUUCAAGCUCAAGCCUUUGGUAAUUUAGGAAUCGCCAGACUUAAUAUGGGCCACUACGAAGAUGCCAUCGGUUAUUUUGAGCAACAGUUGGCAACCCUAGAACAAUUGUCGACGACGACGGCAUUACUCGAUAAAGGGAGAGCUUUUGAAAAUUUAGGAGACUGCUACGAUGCUUUAGGAGAUUUAGAAGAAGCUGUCAAAUGUCACGAACAGCAUUUAGCCACAGCAUUAAAAUUAAAAUCAUCUAAAGAUCAGGAGAGAGCUUAUAGAGGACUGGGACAUUCUCAUAAAAGACUGGGAAAUUUGCAACAGGCUCUUGUAUGCUUUGAAAAAAGGUUGGUAGUUGCUCAUGAGCUCAAUAGUCCCGAAGCCAAAGCCGUGGCUUACGGUGAUCUAGGCCAUAUACAUAGUACGUUGGGAAAUUUCGAGCAAGCUAUCAAUUGUUUAGAACAUCAGAUAUCAAUUGCCAGAGAACUCAAAGAUAGAUUAGGUGAAGCGGAUGCCGCUUGUGGGUUGGGUCAAGUUUACCAACAAAUGGGAGAACAUUCAACCGCUCUUACAUAUCAUCAAAUGGAACUGACAAUAGCCGAAGAAUUAGAAAUUUUAAGUCUUCAAGCGAGAGCCUAUGGAAAUUUAGGAAUGGUUCAAGAAAGUUUAGGAAAUUUCGAAGAAGCUUUAAGAUAUCAAGAGCAACAUUUGAGUGUUGCCGCACAAACAAACGACAAAUCCGAGAAAACCAUGGCUUAUAGUCGAAUUCAUCAGGCUUUAGGUAAUUCACAUCAAGCCGUGGCUUAUUUUCAACAAGGUUUAGUAUUAGCGGAACAAUUGGGCAGGAGAGAAGAGGAAGCGAAAAUUAGGCAUAGGCUGGGUUUGGCUCUAUGGGGACAUAACGAUUUGGAAGGUUCGCAAAACCAAUUGGAAAGAACCGUACAAUUAUUAGAAAGUAUACGACGAGAAGCCACCGGUAUAAAUGAUUAUAAAUUAUCGCUGUUUGAUUUGCAAACAGCCAGUUACCAAGCAUUACAGAGAGUUUUAGUGGCUCUGAAUAAACAAGAAGAAGCACUUUUAAUAGCGGAAAGAGGAAGAACGAGAGCAUUUGUUGAUUUGAUGAUGGAACGACAAACACCGCAGAGAGGUUUAAGAAUGGAUGACAACGUUAUUAAUUCGGUUGUAAAUAAGCAGAAAGCUUCGGUAUUAUAUUACAGUUUAGCAGCCGGUUAUCUCUACGCUUGGUGCAUCGCCCCCAACAAGGUUGCCAUAACGGAAAACGAUCCGGAUCGUGAAGAAGUGGAAAGACUGGAUGCCAUGACAUCGAGCGGAUCAUUAUUAGAACAUUACAUACAAAGCGUUCGAGAUAGUUUAGGUGUGGAAUUUCACACGGAAAAGGGUAACGAAGACGGUACGGGAGAAGGUUGGCCCCAGCAAUGUUUGGAAGAAUUAAACGACAGAAUAAAUCCCGAAGUGGAUAAAACAGGAUUUUUAAGAAUGGUCAAUCGUAAUCAUUUAUUUAAUUCUAGUAAUUACAGCUUGAGUAGUUUAUUCAGUUUGGGAAGCGUCGGAGGAAGUGUUAUAAGCGGUUCGGCCAGUCGACCUGGCAGUACGAUAUCCAGAAGGCCCCCCAGACAGUCUUGGCAGGGACCUCAGUGUCUUUUUGCUUUGUAUCAAUUACUAAUAGCACCUUUUGAAGAUGUUUUGCCGACAUCUUGCUCCUCAAAAAAUUCCGGACCCCAACGUGAAUUGCUUCUAGUACUUGAAGGUGACCUUUAUUUGGUACCCUUUCCCGUUCUCAGACCUCAAUCCACGGACAAUACAUCGGAUUAUUUGUGUGAAAGGUUUUCAUUGCUUGUCAUUCCAUCACUCACCAGCUUAAAAUUAAACCAAAGAAACGCUAAACUUGCAUUAAAAAAUAAUAAGCAGGUGGGUGGGAUGAUUCGAAAUCCUAGACUUCCAGUUUCAGUGACGGAACAAUGGGGAUGGAAUGCCAUACCUUAUGCCGAACAAGAAGCCGAAAUGGUUGCUGAAAUGCUUCACACGAAACCUUUAAUUGGUUCACAGGCGAGCAAGGAAGCCGUUCUUUGUCAAAUCGGAGAUGCAGAAUGCGUUCAUUUUGCGACUCACGUUUCAUGGAAAUUAUCCGCAAUUGUUUUGGCUCCGGAAGAAGCUAUAGAAUCACAGCCUUCUUCUACAAGAUGUUAUAAACUACCUAAUUUGUCGGAACUUUUGCUGACCGCAGCUGAUCUCUUAAAUAUCCGUCUUUCGGCACGUUUAGUAGUGAUCAGUUCUUGUCACACGCGAGAUCAUCACGGUUGGGCUGCUACCGAUGGUGUCGUCGGUCUUACAAGAGCUUUAUUAGCCGCUGGAGCUCAGUGCGUUCUCGUUUCCUUGUGGCCCGUUCCCGACACGGCUACUAAAAUUUUACUAAAAGCUUUUUACUCAGCUUUGCUCCAGGGGUAUCGAGUCAGCCGGGCAUUAACCGAAGCUAUGCAAACCGUUCAACACACGAAACAUUUCGCUCAUCCUGCAAAUUGGGCAGGAUUUAUGCUUGUAGGAGCUGACGUACGUUUAUCAACGAAAGUAGCAUUGAUGGGACAAGCACUUUGUGAAUUACUAAAAGCUCCAGACAGAUGCAGGGAUGCUCUUAGAGUUUCGUUACAUUUGGUUGAGAAAUCGUUGCAAAGAAUUCAUAAAGGACAAAAGAACGCCAUGUAUACUACACAAAAAUCAAUUGAAAAUAAAGUUGGGUCCGUGAACGGAUGGCGGGAAUUAUUAAUGUCCGUCGGAUUCCGUUUCGAACCCGCAGCAAAUGGUAUUCCUAGUUCUGUUUUCUUUCCUCAAAGUGAUCCCGAUGAACGAUUAACUCAAUGCAGUGCAAGUCUUCAAGCUCUUUUAGGUCUGAAUGGUACAUCACUUUUCGCAUUGUCCAAAUUAAUUUCUAAUAUAGAAGUAGCAGACGACAUCAUAGAAGUUAUAAGAGGUGUUUGCGCACAGUUUGCAAUGAAAAGCAUUGAAAACGAAUGCGUCGAAAUUCCAAUCAGCGUCGGAGUUUGGAGAGUUCCGGGUUGUCACGAGCUACUUGCCAGUUUAGGUUUUGACCUUAUGGAAGUUGGUCAAGAUCAAGUCACCCUCCGAACGAGUAAAACGGCGAACCGAAGAAACAUUCAUUUCAGUUUAAGUCUUGACUCAUCAAGUUCUCUCGAAAGUUUAACAUCGUUGGAUAACGUAGAAAGUCGUCCGAGAUCACCUCAGGGCACGGCUCCACCACCUCCACUUCCGUUUGUUCCGAACAGGCCAAUAUUGCCGGGUAAGUUCAACUUUCUUCGUGGAACUGGAGGAGCGUUUACAUCUUACGUGAGAAGACGAGGAGAACCGGAUGGAAGAACUGCUUCUUCUGCCGAAAAUAAUGUUUUGCCAUCCACUCUUACAUCGAGUUCAAACACUUUGAGCAGUCGAACGGAAAGCAGUAUAGUGAAUUCCAAAAUCACAAGACCUGGAGGAGGAGGUGAAAGUGAUGCCGCUUUUACUCCAAGUCCUCCCGUUGAUACUUCGCCAUGUUUGGCGACUCUCAUGUUGGCUCAUCAAAAGAAAAUUAGAAAUACAUACAGUACGGAUAACAAUCCCGAAGGUACCGAUAAAUCAUCUAACAUUUUUAUUUUGUUCGUUACAGGAAUGAUGAAUCAUUAUCACGGAAGACCGGAUUCUUCGAGUUCAGCGAGUAGUGCGACCGACUGGGAAGGCAACGGUCAUGGUACCAUACUGAGAAAAGGUCAAAUUCCACCCGUGCCACUGCCUCAGAUUCCUCCGGUUAAAAAACAAUCAUGUGAAUCACAUUUUAAUUCGUUGUCCUAUUCCAACAAUCAGAAUAUAUUAGAUUCCGAAGUCGGGUCUCACCGUAGUAACACUGGCACGAAAAGACAGCAAAGUUCAAUAAACGUCCUCGACAGGUUGAACGUCAGAGCGGAUUUGAAUUUGAAUAACGAAGAAGGUAUCAUGACUUCCGGUAAGGGAUUGUAUUAUUUUCCAGCGGAUGAAGAAUCGGAAAUAACACCGGUAAAAGGUUUAGACGAGAAAUUAAACGCGAAUAAAAAAACGAGCGACGUUUCGAAUCCGACAAUUCAAGAUCAAAUCAUAGCAACCCAACUGAGAAGGCUCAACAGAGAAUUGACGCCGACAAUCUCAGACGUUUACCACGAAAGAAACAUUGGAUUGGGAUUGGCACCGCCGCUUUCCAAAUUACUUAUAUCCAAUCAAACGAAUAACGGAAAUUUCAGAAAUGAAAACGACGGGGAUUUCCAAAUUCAAAAUCUGGAUAAAAUAAUGACGGCGGAAGAAACGGACGAGGAUAACAUGGAAGACGUCGGAAAAGGGCCGUGGCUCUCGAAAAGCAAUUUGAACCUACACGCAAACAACACGGAGAACAUAAUGAUGAACUCUUUGAUAUCGAACGAUAAGAAAAAUAACGGGGGAGGUUCACCGUGUAGCGAAUUGAGCAAAAGAGACGAAGGAGAUGGAAGAUCCGUCGCGGAUUCUCAAUGCAGCAUGAGCAGUUUUAAAAAAACGGUCGUUUUAACGACGAGAAAUGAAAAAAACGAUUCCAACAAUGACGAUGGCAUUUAUUACGAAGAAGAUGGAAACGAUGAAAAUUUGCUACGAAAUGAAAUGAAUUCGGAAUUGAAUAAUAAAGUUCCGAUACCGAGAACGAGAACUAAUAAAGGACCACCGCCACCGGUGCCAACAACGCGAAAUAAAAUAAAUAAUUAA
Molecule: messenger RNA, 7020 nt
Organism: Pediculus humanus corporis (human body louse)
Lineage: Eukaryota; Metazoa; Arthropoda; Insecta; Psocodea; Pediculidae
Product: rapsynoid, putative
Exons: 31
Coding region: 4-7020 (2338 amino acids)
Molecular function (GO): protein binding
Source: RefSeq, a predicted model, not a curated record